Messenger RNA from Macroventuria anomochaeta, 1443 nucleotides. RefSeq lists its product as uncharacterized. Gene Ontology annotation, biological process: regulation of transcription by RNA polymerase II. Gene Ontology annotation, molecular function: RNA polymerase II cis-regulatory region sequence-specific DNA binding; DNA-binding transcription factor activity, RNA polymerase II-specific. The transcript has 3 exons. Lineage: Eukaryota; Fungi; Ascomycota; Dothideomycetes; Pleosporales; Didymellaceae. The coding region runs from base 1 to 1443 and encodes 480 amino acids. Gene Ontology annotation, cellular component: PcG protein complex; transcription regulator complex. The record is from RefSeq and is a predicted model, not a curated record.
AUGGAGCUGGACACGAUUCUGAACGCGCGAUUAACAGCCCACGCAGGUACAGGAGACUAUUUCGGCAUGCAACGCGCAAUGCAGCACGAUAUGCAGCAGCAGCACUUCGGUGCUGCGCCGUACAUGAACGGCGGCCACAUCAAGUCAGAGAACGGCUCUGAGCGUGGCGUGUCACCCCAUCCGUCCGACUCGUCGCGAUACUCGUCACAGCAACCACAACAGCAGCUCCCUGCGUAUCCCCAGAUGGCUGCACAGCACAUGAACGGCAUGCGCUAUCCCUCGCCGACGCAGAUGCAGGCGCCCAUGCCGAUGCUUAACAACAACAACUACAUUCCCCAACCGCCAGAGCACGCGUACGCGCAGCCACAGCAGCAAAUGCAGGAGCAGAGUCAGCAGCAUGGUGGCCGCGCCGCCGGCGAUAACGGCCCACCAAAGGCUUUCGCGUGUUCGACGUGUGGUAAAGGCUUCGCGCGACGCAGUGACCUUGCGCGUCAUGAACGUAUUCACAGCGGUAUCCGUCCUCACGUGUGCGAUUACCCCAACUGCGGCAAGCAGUUCAUUCAGCGCUCCGCCCUGACUGUGCACCAACGUGUCCACACCGGUGAGAAGCCGCAUAUGUGCGAGCGUUGUGGAAAGCCAUUCAGUGAUUCCAGUUCUCUUGCCCGCCAUCGCCGCAUUCACUCUGGAAAGCGACCAUACAAGUGUCCCUACGCCGACUGCCAGAAGACUUUCACGCGUCGCACCACUUUGACUCGUCACCAGAACCACCACACUGGCACCGUCGAGGAAGCGGCUGCUGCCACGGCUGCUGCUCUUGCUUCUCGUGCCACCGCACCUAGCAGGACUGGCCGCUCAGAUGGCGGUGACUACUCGGAAACCCAAUCCCCCUUGAACACGCCAUCUCCCAACGACCGUACCCUUUCUCUUUCCCCUGCCAAUGGCAUGCCUGCAGGUGUCGUCCCUGCUAUGCACCGUCAGGCUUCUGACUACGCUUACAUGGGUGGCAUCAACGUUCCUCCUCACAUGCGCAGCGAGAUGCCCCAGCAGAGCCCACGCGCUUCCCCAGCGUUGACCUCGCAAUCGUACACCUCCAGCGUGAGCAAUGCUCGUCCUACCAUUACCUCGCACCCCAGUGCAUACGGCCCACCGCCGAUCCUUGAGCCACCGGCGUCUGCCAACCACAACCAGUCCGGUACUGGCAGCGCUAAUGGCAGCCCUCACAUGGCCAACAUGGGCUGGCAAUCACCCUCUCAGCAGGCCCUUCCUUCGCCAGGAGCCGCUGACAACGGCUACGUAUACCCCGAGCCGCAGUACGGCAACACGCAGAACAGCAUGUACUACCAGAACCACAACAUCCGCCGUCCUAACAGCACCGAGCCGGACCACUACAACCCAAACCAGCAGAGGAUGGGCAAUGAGAUGUGGGCACCUGCCGUGCAAUAA